GAGCAUUCAUCUGUCCGUGCGUUUCGUUUGUUCGCGCGUCGCUCGCGUGAUGCAUGCUGGGACGAUAGAAGACCCUGAUAGAAGACCCUGUCGGCCGGCCAAUCACAGGCCGGUGUCGCGCGCGACUUGGCCGCACUACUCGCAGUCCGGAGCCCGAUUCGCCGCGGAGGUACCGUAUCUCUCUCGAGGCCCGUAGGAGCCAACGAGCGCAAAAUCUCCCCGAGUGUGAAACAGCAGCAGCAACCGAACGGCAAUAACGUCGUCCAUCGUUUGAUCACGCGUCUAUCGUCGCGUCUCCAAAUCAUCGUUGUCGCGAAUUGCAACGCGCGCGUUAAAUAACGUAUUCGCGGCUAUUCACGGACCGGAGGGCGAGCCCGUUUGUGAUCCGCCGGAGACAGUGUCAACGAGACAAGGACAAUAGAAAAAAUGUCGGACCGAAAGGCUGUAAUCAAGAAUGCAGAUAUGUCAGAGGAGAUGCAGCAGGAUGCUGUAGACUGUGCUACUCAAGCACUUGAAAAAUAUAAUAUAGAAAAGGAUAUUGCGGCAUAUAUCAAGAAAGAGUUUGACAAGAAGUAUAACCCAACGUGGCAUUGCAUUGUAGGACGUAAUUUCGGUAGCUAUGUGACGCAUGAAACAAGACAUUUUAUCUAUUUCUAUCUGGGUCAGGUAGCCAUUCUCCUGUUUAAGAGCGGAUAAGCUGAUUUCUAUUCUCUUUUCUCCAUCCUUCCUUUUCUCCUCCCUUCCUCCCUUCCUUUCUCCUCAUCUUCUCGCUCACUAUGCGAAAACAAAAGUUUACAUUUAAAAUCACCAAACAUGUGUAAAAGGACCUUCAGUAUGUGUAUGUAUACAUAACAAAAAUUUCUUUUAAAACUAAUGCAUGCGCCCGAUAAAUGAGCGAUAAAAGAAAUGUGAACGUUCUGACUUGAAUACUGUUUAUCGUUAUGUAAGUGGGAGUAUAAAACACGGAUAAAUUCUGUGGAGAAACUUUGAAGGGUAGGGAAAUGAACUGGAAAGCAAAAAAAAUGAAUAAGAUGACAUACAACCUUACAUGUUACAUGUACUUUGUAUGCCAACAAGUUUGUUGUGUUGUUUUAUAUUAGGUAAUAUGCAAAACGGUUGAGUUCAAUACUGGCGAUUUUAAAUUAGCAAAUUUUAGCGUAAUUGUUUAAUAAUAGUGUUCAAGAACACUAAGUGCACUAUAUAUAUAUAUAAAAUAUAUAUAUAAAUAUAUACUUCGCGUUAGGUGGAUUCGCAAGUGAAAUAUUUUGCUUGAUUCUCUACACAAAUGCGAGAAUACACAGUACCCAGUAAGGUAAUCGCCAAUAAUGAAUGUAACUCCCGCUCGUGAUUGAUUGAAACCGUUAUUUUAUAUUAUUUGAAAAAAAACCAUCAUAUUGUAUCCCUUAUGUACUGCGCAUCGAUCAUAACCGAUUCCUUAUAUUUACUUUAACAUGACAAUUUCGGUUAGUUUAAGGACUUUCAAAAGGAUCGAAAAAAAGGAAAAGAAAAGAAAGCUCAAUCUCGUCGUACGAUGAUACCGUCGUACACGUAAUACUCUAACAACUUUUUUUCCAUGUAAAACUAACAUGCUAUUGAAUAACGAUGUACGACUCGUUCAUUGCUACCUUCACAAUUUUUUAUAUUGUGCACAGAGACUAAUGCAAGAAGUUUUAUCUCGAGGCGAUGUAUACUUAGGGAAAAAACUAUUCGUUUCCAGAAAGAGAGAGAGAGA
Harpegnathos saltator (Jerdon's jumping ant) is the source of this 1732-nucleotide messenger RNA. Its product is annotated as dynein light chain 1, cytoplasmic. The transcript has 3 exons. Gene Ontology annotation, biological process: microtubule-based process. Gene Ontology annotation, cellular component: cytoplasmic dynein complex. NCBI's taxonomy places the organism in Eukaryota, Metazoa, Arthropoda, Insecta, Hymenoptera, Formicidae. Gene Ontology annotation, molecular function: dynein intermediate chain binding. The record is from RefSeq and is a predicted model, not a curated record. The coding region runs from base 427 to 696 and encodes 89 amino acids.